Molecule: messenger RNA, 395 nt
Organism: Anoplophora glabripennis (Asian longhorned beetle)
Lineage: Eukaryota; Metazoa; Arthropoda; Insecta; Coleoptera; Cerambycidae
Gene: COX7AL2
Product: cytochrome c oxidase subunit 7A1, mitochondrial
Exons: 2
Coding region: 66-344 (92 amino acids)
Biological process (GO): regulation of oxidative phosphorylation; mitochondrial electron transport, cytochrome c to oxygen; mitochondrial respirasome assembly
Source: RefSeq, a predicted model, not a curated record
UGCAAUUAGAUACCAUUAAAAAUAGGACUAGUUAUCGUUUUGCAUCGUAGUACAGAUCUUAAACAAUGGCCUCAACGUUCCGUGUUUUAAAAACAUUUUAUAGAACACCAAUUUUUCAAGAAUCAAGAUGGAAUCCCUUUCAACAAUCUAGCAGUAAAAGAUUUCUUAGUGACAGUUUAAAGAAUAAAUUUACAAAGUUUCAAAUUGAAGAUGGAAUACCUGUUUAUCUAAAAGGAGGAUUCGCUGAUAAAAUUCUAUUUGGAAUUUCAUCUACUCUUUGUGCUUUUGGAAUUGCAGAUGGUAUAUACUUUUUGUUGUCAAUGGCUUUUCCAAAGAAAGCAUAAUUUGUAAUUUUGAAUGUAAUAUUAUAGACUGAAGUUAGAAAAUAAAAUAUA